CCCGAGUUUAUUUUUCCUUCAGUUCCGCAGUCCAUUUCGUUGGGGUCGAUGGUUUUACGUUUUAGUUUAGUUACGUUUAGUGGUAGUGUUAUUAUUUUGUUUAUAAGAAGUUUUUUUCGUAUUGUAUGUGAAUUUUUUACCAAGGCGUCUUUGAACAUUUUUGCAGUGAUGGACUCGUCUUCCUUAUCAUGUACAAACAGGAUGGGAGUAGUUUUAUAGAUUUUCUACUAGGCUAAAUGACUGUCAUAUACAAACUUGUUAAAAAUGCUUCACUUUUUGUUACUGUUUCUGUGUACAACUAGUACGCUAGCCUUUCUAGAAGGUCCCAAUGUGUGUACGACGCAAGAAACGUACACGACGACUGUACGAGUUUCCGAACAGCAGCCCUAUCAAGUGAGGGAAUACGUGUGGUGUUUAAAUUUUCCGCCAAGAUGCUCAAAGUACAAAAUUAAGUUCAAAACUGUUUAUAAAACGCAGAAUUUAAGUAAAGUUAGACCUGUAAGUGACUGCUGUAAAGGUUACGCGAGGAGUUCGGACGAUCGGUGUGUGGCCGUGUGCUCCAAGGAAUGCGUACAUGGGACCUGCAUAGCACCGGACCAAUGUUUGUGCGAAACAGGAUACGGGGGACCAUACUGUGAUAUUUCUUGCCCCAAAAACUUAUGGGGCCGUGAGUGCCAAAACCGUUGCAAAUGCCAGAACAAUUCCACUUGCGAUCCAUUCGACGGUUCCUGCCGUUGCGCCCGCGGAUGGACCGGUAAGCUCUGCGAGAACAAAUGCAGUGCGGGCAGCUACGGCCAAGACUGCACCGAGAGGUGUAGGUGCGUGCACGGCGACUGCGAUCACGUGUCGGGCGAAUGUCGCUGCAACUCCGGUUGGACGGGACCACUCUGCGACAACUCCUGUCCGCUCGGCAAACACGGCGCCGAGUGCAAGUCGGACUGCCGGUGCCAAAACGAAGGAACCUGCGACCCGGAAGACGGCCAAUGUUUCUGCAAGCCGGGCUGGACCGGGCCCGUCUGCGCAAACCGGUGUCCGUUCGGGUUCUGGGGGGAGAAGUGCACUCAGACCUGCGGCUGCCACAACGGGGCUUCGUGCCAUCACGUUACCGGGAAAUGCGAAUGCCAGCCUGGGUUCACAGGCAAUAGGUGUUUGGAUAUAUGCACGGAAGGGACGUACGGUUUGAAUUGUACCGAGGAGUGCAAAUGCAAGAAUGGUGCCAAAUGCUCAAAUAUUGAUGGAAAUUGCACGUGUUCGCUGGGUUGGACGGGGAAGUUCUGUGAACAAAGGGCGUGUCCGGAACACUUGUGGGGCUACAAUUGCUCAAAGACUUGCGCGUGCAGUCGAGACAACACGGAAAUGUGCCACCCUUGGACCGGCGAGUGCGUGUGCAAGCCCGGCUGGAACAGUAAAGAUUGUUCUAGGUUGUGUCCGUUGUUGACUUUCGGCAAAGGUUGCCAUGGGCUUUGUGAUUGCAAGAAUAAUGCUCAAUGUUCACCAGUUGAUGGUACCUGUAUAUGUGCUCCAGGUUUUACUGGAGCCGAUUGUGGAAAAACGUGUCCACUUAAUAUGUUUGGAGAGGAUUGUUCACAGAAAUGUGACUGUAAAAAUGGAGCAACUUGUUCGAGCGAGACAGGUCAGUGUAUCUGUACUGCCGGAUGGGAAGGCCAGCAGUGUGAUCGACCCUGCAGCAACUAUUCCUAUGGUAUACAGUGUACUAAACAGUGUGCUUGCAAAAAUGGAGCCUCUUGUAGUCCCCAAAACGGAACUUGUACUUGUGGAGCAGGAUAUACUGGUCAGUUUUGCGAAACUAAGUGUCAUUCCGAAGCGUUUGGUGUUAACUGUCAACAAGAAUGCCAGUGUGAACAAGGAAAUUAUAUUGGUUGUGACCCAGUUAGUGGCAAAUGCAAUUGUAAACCUGACUGGAAAGGCGUGCGCUGCGAAACACACUGUCCGUCUGGAAAAUUCGGGCCUACGUGCGAAGAAGAUUGCAACUGUAAAAAUAACAGCUCGUGCGAUCCGGAGUCCGGGAAAUGCUACUGUGCCAGAGGGUGGCAAGGCGAGGAUUGUUCGAAACCGUGCGAUGAGGGGUACUACGGUAUCGGGUGCCAGCAAACGUGUCCACAACUUGCUAUGGGAAACAAAACCUGUGAUCACGUUACGGGAGAAUAUGUUUGUCCCGCUGGUUACAUAGGCAUCACGUGUGAGCACCCUUGCCCUUUGGGUACCUACGGCAAGAACUGCCAAAGCAACUGCUCUUGUAAAAACGGCGGCGACUGUCACCACGUCACAGGCGAAUGCCAGUGCCUUCCAGGAUGGAUGGGCAAGAACUGCAGCAUCCCGUGUGAAUCCGGUCGCUUUGGCAUGAACUGCAGCCAACACUGCAAGUGUUCGAACAACGGCGAAUGCAGACGUAACGAUGGCGUCUGCAAGUGCCAGCCCGGCUGGACCGGAACCCAGUGCACCGAAAUUUGUCCAGAGGGCUACUUCGGUGACCACUGCAUGACCCCUUGCGAGUGCAAGAACGACAACUUCGUGUGUCACCCGGUCAAGGGGUGUGUCUGCCGUCACGGUUUCGCCGGGGAAAAUUGCGACGAACCCAUUCUUCUGGGCAGUUAUCGGACACCGUAUGACGAAACCCACAACAACUACGGGAGCGUAAUCGCUGGGGUUAUCGUCGCCGUGAUUGCUUUGGUUGCGGCAGGGUGCAUUUUCGUGUACUACAGACGGCGAGUUUCCAAUUUGAAAACCGAGAUAGCACACGUGCAAUACAUAGCCGACCCGAACGGAUUCUCGCCGGAUCGCAAUCAUUUCGACAAUCCUGUUUAUUCCUACCAAGGGGGUGUCAAGAGAGACAACGAACACUUACUGAACAAUUCCAAACAAAUACGUAACAAUCUUCACAAGCCGACGAACACGAAUUUGGAGAGGGCGAGAUUAGGGGUUGCGUGCUGUUCGACCGACGACGACGAUUUGAAGGGUAGUUACGGCACAGAUGAGUUGCAGUCGUUGAAGAAUAGGGAAGCGGAUGCCACGAAUCCGAAUAUCUACCACAGCAUUGACAAAAUUGAUCACGUUUAUGACGAAAUUAAACAGAAGGAUGUAAAGGACAUCGAAUUGGAAUACGAUCACUUGGAUUAUACAAGGCCGGCAACAACAUUAAAACCGCAUUAUCAGAGAAUGGCGAGCCCAUUUGGGUCUAGGGACCUGGAUAAAAGUGAUAAGUCUGAGACUGAAUGAGAUAUUUGAUAACUGUUGACAAUGUUUUGUAUAUUAUGUGUGUUCUGAAUGUUUGAUAUUUUUUAACCUUUACUAUGCUCAUUAACGAUCUUUAGAUCUCGGAUUAUGACGUUUUCAAAGUCAGUUUGUUCUUAUACUUUACAUAACAUGGCAAUUCUACGUACUAUUCGAUAAUUGUAUUAACGUUGUAUUUUAUGAAUAAUGAGUGUAAUUUUUAUUGAGAGAUUCUCUAAACGAUAAGUAAUAUUUUAAGCGAGUGUAUGUUCUUUAUGUUUUAUUUCGUUUUGCAAUAUGUGUAUCAGAGCAAUAAUUUUCUUAGCAUAUCAGAUAUUAAGUAAGGUGAAAAUAUGUAUAAUCUAGUUUUACUUUUAAACUUAUUUUAGUCGUAAUGUAAAUCAUCUCUUAUCAUUUAAUGAUGUGUAUAUAAUAAUUUUCAUUAAUUUAUGUAAUACUUUCUGUGAUAAGUAUAAAAUAAAUUUUAUCUUUCAA
This is a messenger RNA of Zophobas morio, 3726 nucleotides long. Its product is annotated as protein draper-like. Gene Ontology annotation, cellular component: membrane. Gene Ontology annotation, molecular function: scavenger receptor activity; protein binding. Lineage: Eukaryota; Metazoa; Arthropoda; Insecta; Coleoptera; Tenebrionidae. Gene Ontology annotation, biological process: cell communication. The transcript is spliced from 15 exons. The record is from RefSeq and is a predicted model, not a curated record. The coding region runs from base 265 to 3237 and encodes 990 amino acids.